AUGUGCAAAUCCUUCGGAGGAACCCUCGACGGAGCAGCCCUGGAAUGGCUCAUGAACAUAACACCUGGAUCCAUCUUCUGCCUGUCCGACCUCAUCAACGCCUUCUACCAACAAUUCGCCAGCAGUCGCCAGUUGGAGAAACAAACAAGUGACCUCUAUCGGUUGGUCCAAGGACCUACCGAGUCGGUACGCGAUUAUUUUAACCGUUUUAAUUGUGAGAAAAUUAGUAUAAAAAACUGUGAUGUCAGGACAGCCAUCGAAGCAUUCAAGAGAGGUCUCGUCCCCAACUCGGAGCUGUACCGGGAACUAACCAAAUAUCCCUGUGCAACCUUCGAAGAGGUCAGAUCGAGGGCCACUGCCCAGAUGCGGAUUGAAGACGACGAGAUUACACGAAUGGCUUCUCAGCGACCAACAGGGGGCAGCAGCGACAGGAGGUCGUACACCCCAAGGAACAACAGCUGGAGACACCAACCAUACAACCGCCAGAAUCAGGUACAAAAUGUCAAUCAAUAUGAUGAUACUAACAGUGUUUACAGGAAUGAACGGGUCGUUUAUCCCCCCAUCUCCGAGUAUGGCUUCAACGUCGACAUCGGAGGCGUGGUGAACGCCCUUCAAAGUGUAGGUGGUACCGUCAGAUGGCCUAAGAAGAGCGACAGACCAGACUCUACGAAGGACAUGAGCAGGUGGUGCGACAUCCACCGCGAGAAUGGCCACACAACCGAGGAAUGCAUCUCCCUCAAAAAGGAGGUAGCGUAUCUGUUGAAAAGAGGCCACCUGAAGGACCUACUGAGCGACAAAGGAAAGGAGACGUACAACAAGGAUAGCAACUCCCAACCCAACCCAGCACCAAGCGGCGACCGACCGGCCCCGCCCACGUUCGAAAAAGUGGUAAACGUUAUUUCUGGUGGUUAA
Spinacia oleracea (spinach) is the source of this 912-nucleotide messenger RNA. RefSeq lists its product as uncharacterized. Lineage: Eukaryota; Viridiplantae; Streptophyta; Magnoliopsida; Caryophyllales; Amaranthaceae. The record is from RefSeq and is a predicted model, not a curated record. The transcript has a single exon. Bases 1 to 912 code for a protein of 303 amino acids.